Hevea brasiliensis (rubber tree) is the source of this 2238-nucleotide messenger RNA. Its product is annotated as F-box protein SKIP14. Bases 497 to 1426 code for a protein of 309 amino acids. Gene Ontology annotation, cellular component: cytoplasm. The transcript is spliced from 2 exons. The record is from RefSeq and is a predicted model, not a curated record. NCBI's taxonomy places the organism in Eukaryota, Viridiplantae, Streptophyta, Magnoliopsida, Malpighiales, Euphorbiaceae. Gene Ontology annotation, molecular function: protein binding.
ACAGAAAACAAUAGCUGGGACUGUGUGACCUCGCAUUGCCUCACCCUACCCACCUAAAUUUCCUACAGAGGAGGAGGAGCUCUCGACGGAUGGGAUCAGCUGAACUUGGGUUUCGCUGCGCACGUGUUCUCUGCUCCUCUCCCUUGUCUCUUCUCUUUGCUAAAUUUAGCUAACACACACUCUCUCCCUCCCCUCUGUUUUCUGGUUUUUGUUCUUGCUCUAUGAAUUUUUCAUGGAUGGGUCAAAUCUUUGAAUUGAAUCUCAAUCUCUUUUGUCUAAGAUUCCUUUGAAAAAACCAACAAUUUUUUAAGUAGUAAUGGUUUUUGGUUUUGUUCUCCUAAUCUGCUUUGGUUUUCUUUUCAUUCUAUGUGAAGGAUUUAUCGCUAAUUACACGUCUUCCUUCUGCUUUUCUUACUAGUAUUCCAUUCCCAGAAAACCCUUUUGUGUUGGUUUGGAGUUUUUAUAAUUAUAUACGCGUGUUGAGUUCUUUCUUGCAAUGGAAAAGAAUUUGGAUUUUGUUGGUGACGAUAAAACUGAAUUGGUAGGUGGAUUAUUGCAAGAUGAAGGAGGUGAACCCCAUGAUGCUCUGUUUUUUGCUCUGGGUUAUCUAGGUGUGAAGGACCUCCUUACUACUGGGAGGGUCUGCAGAUCCUUGCGGAAUGCUGUUAGAGGCGAUUCUCUCCUGUGGAAGAGUAUUCAUAUAGAUCAGCCGCUAAGCGUGAAAAUAACUGAUGAGUCUCUUAUCAAAUUAACUAAUAGGGCUCAAGGUAUUAUGGAAUGCUUGAGUCUAGUGGAAUGCAUUAAAAUAACUGACAAUGGGUUGAAGGAAGUGCUUGAAAGCAAUCCGAAGUUAACCAAGUUAUGUGUGCCAGGAUGUGUGAGACUCAGUGUUAACAGUAUCUUGUUUAACCUGAGGGUUCUCAAGUCAGCAGGAACACUGAGAAUAAAACACUUGAGAAUUGGCGGGCUUUCUGGUGUAACAGAAAAGCAGUUUGAAGAGUUGAAGUCCAUACUUGGAGCAGAUAAACACAUGCAACUGAAAGCAAACAAACCACGGUUUUAUCAUCUAGGACGGUUUUAUCUCUCUUCUGAUGAUGAUUGUGCCAUUGACAUUGAGACAUGCCCCAAGUGUCAGAAAUUGAGACUGGUUUAUGAUUGUCCAGCAGAGAGUUGCCAAGGGAAAGAUCAAGCUAAUCAAUCAUGUAGGGCCUGCACUAUGUGCAUAGCACGUUGUAUCAAUUGUGGAUCCUGCAUUAAGGAUUGCGAUUAUGAGGAGACCUUCUGUCUAGACUUUAUUUGUCUGGUUUGUUUGAAGAAGCUGCUAAGUUGUCAGGAGACAACACCAGAAGCGAAGGGCACUUCCUCUUCUGGGGAGACAGUUGUUCCUAGAGAGAUGACAUACAAGUUCUGCUUUUAUGGUGAAUAAAAAGUAAAUCCUAUAAGCCCAUGGCUAUGGUCUAUUGACAUGCUUUCGCAAUGUCAAAUAGUUGCUUCAAAUGUAGGGUUGUGGCAGGCUUUGAAAUCCAUGGUUACCAUGUGUAGUAUUCCUCUACUUGUUGGACUAGCUCUUCCUGCGGCUUGAUUCAUGGUUCAAGUUUGAUGUUGCAUAUGGUGAGCUUUGGCUUGAAUUUCUGUGGGCAGCUUACAUUGCUUUUAUGCUAACAUUGAUCAUGAAGAAAAGAUGGAAGAAAGGGGAAGACAAGCUACAUUUCUAUCAGGGGAAAAAAGGAAGACUGAAAAGAAGUUGGAAAAAAUGGUCAUGAAGAAAAGGCGAAAAAAAAAAGGUGAAUAUUUAUCAAAUUACCAGUUGACGUCUACCUGAAUAAAUUAUAUAUUUGAGAUUUGCUACAUUGGCUCUCAUCCUGGGAAGGACAAUGAAAUAGUCAUCGGAAUUGUUUGCUGGUGUGAUCGAACUUUGAAGUGAAAUUCGAUGCGGCUUGGCCAUCAAACUUGAGGCUAAAUGCUGCAGAUAAGAAGGCGGCUUCUUGUUGAGUAACAAUAUGGCAGCAAGUGUGGAAGAAAGGAUUCUUUUGCAGCAGAGCAGAUCGAUUAGGCAAAAUGCAUAUUUCCUUUAUUGUUGCCCUGUAUUCCAGCAAGAACAAGAAGGAUCUGAUUUCUUUUUUAUAAGAUCUGCUUGUUAGAAUACAAAGCUCUGGACAAGAUUUCUAGAUCAAUUUUGGAUUUGUAUUCUCUCUCGUUCUAGUCAACUAAAUAAUAUGAUGAAUGAAUUUGACUUGA